AUGCUUAUUCAGGGUGCUACAGGAGUUGGCGCAGUUGGGUUUGAGAUUGAUGAUGAACAGUUUGAUUCAAAUGUCCUAAAAGCAAUGCAUGUGGAUGAAAUCAGUUUGGCCAUAAAAUCUGAUCCGCUACUCGUUUUACUAGGCCAGACCCAAUACAACAAGCUAGGAGCAAGAAAGGCCUGCCAUGUAAGGGAGAAACUGCGAAUAAUGGGAAGACUCAAACUUGUCCUCAGAAGGAACACUGGAAAAGUUUCUGCCUCAAUUGAAGAAUUUAUCAAUCCAAUGCAUUUUGAUACUUGUGUUCAGGGAGUGAAAUCAUUAGCAGAGGAAACUGAUCAAUUGUCUCUCAGUGGGACAAAAACAUUCAAGAAACCUUCCCUUGCACUUAAAGCUGGACACUUGCUUAGAAAAAUAGCAGAGCUGAAGAAAGGACAGGGAAUCAGAAACAAAGAUGACACAUUAAAGGUGGCAGCUGCUGACUUUAUUGAAUUGUAUAAUACAGAAUGGAGUGACAAAAUAUCUGGGAUUGCUCAUCAAAAUAUCAAAGAGCUGCAUUUCAACAAAGAAACAAUUCUUCCACUAACUGCAGAUCUGCAGAAACUCACAAAGUACUUGGAGGAAGAAACAACUGCAAUGACUACGAAGAUUUUGAAUCAUAAGUCAGCUGAACUGUGGAGAAAGCUUGCAGAGCUAACAUUAACACGACUCAUUCUGUUCAACAAGAGGAGAGCAGAAGAGCCUGCACAAAUGCUUGUAGAACGAUUUAAGCAACGCCCAAUAAACAGGAAUACCAAUGAAGAGCUACUGCAGUCACUACAACCAAUUGAGAAGCAUCUAAUGAAAUGCAUGGACAUGGUGGAAGUCUUAGGAAAGAAAAACAGAAAGGUUCCAAUUCUUAUGACACAGACCAUGCUUGCAGCAGUCAGUGCUCUUGUAUCCACUAGAGAUGCAGUAGGAAUCCCUAAAGAGAAUCCAUUUGUUUUUGCAGUGGGGGAAAAUGGGCACCUUCGGGGAUGUGCAACAAUCAAGCGAACUGUCGAAAGUUGCAAAGAUGACAUCAAAUAUCCAGAAUUGAUUACUAGUACCAAACUACGAAAGUACAUGGCUACAGUUUCUCAGGUGUUCAAUCUGUCCACUGGGCAACUGGAGGAGUUGGCAGGACACAUGGGGCAUGAACUGAGUGUGCAUAGACAAUACUACAGGCUGCAGGAAGAUGUGGUAGAAAUUGCAAAAGUGAGCAAACUACUGCUCACUGUAGAGAAAGGAAAUGCCCACCAGUUUGCUGGAAUGUCUCUUGACGAUAUUCAGUUAGAUGGCAAGUGUAGAUGA
Molecule: messenger RNA, 1329 nt
Organism: Mizuhopecten yessoensis (Yesso scallop)
Lineage: Eukaryota; Metazoa; Mollusca; Bivalvia; Pectinida; Pectinidae
Exons: 6
Coding region: 1-1329 (442 amino acids)
Source: RefSeq, a predicted model, not a curated record